Cylicocyclus nassatus is the source of this 1050-nucleotide messenger RNA. Lineage: Eukaryota; Metazoa; Nematoda; Chromadorea; Rhabditida; Strongylidae. The record is from the annotation of a GenBank genome assembly.
AUGAUAUUGCGAACGAAAGAGGAAUGGACAAGCUGGAGAAGGCCUGUAUUGUUCUGGUCAGCUAAGUAUACUGGUGUCUGUGUAUUUGCUGUCGUAUGUCUGCUGGCUAUGCACAAUUAUGGUUCAAGCCCUUUCAAUACCGUCAUCGAACGAUACAAGGAAAGAAUACCUUGGAUUUCUCUUAAGUCAAUAUCGGUUGAAUCAGACCGUGCGUCCGUCGAACAGAAAAAAUAUGUUGGACUUCACUUGAACACCGGUCGCCUUGGAAAUCAGCUCUUCCACCUGGUUUCCGGAUAUGGCAUUGCUAGGACUAUAGACAGGAUACAUUACUUGCCAUUCGAAAAUCGUAGAGCACACGUCGAAAAGUAUCUAACUUACCUAGGAAAUGUUUUUCCUCUCUUGAACAGAACCUACGUUCUUGCGAAGAAGGGAACCAAGCAAAGAAAUAUAAAAUUUGCGAGAAAGUUUGAUUCUUACGCUAAUCCAUCAAGGCUGAAAAAUUUUACCGAUCAGUAUUUGUUGCUGGACUUUUUCUAUGCCCAGAAUGUCAGGUAUUUUGAGAACUAUGUUGCUGAGCUACGUGCUAUUCUGCACUUCUCAGAAGAGAUGAAAUCAAAUGGAAGCAUCAUAACACGCUCUUUGCAAAGUCAUUCUGACUCAAUGUGCCUACACGUCCGAACUACGGACUUCAUUAAUUUUCAUUGGGCGACUGACGUGAACAAAACUGUCAAAGCUGUCAAUGCACUGGCUAAGAAGAAGAAUAUGUCAAGCUUUAUACUUUUUGGAGAUGAUCAGCAAGUCAUGAUCAAUAUGUCACAAGUUAUUAUAAGAGAUGGUGGAUGGAAAAACGAUGCUGUGAUUGUUUCGGACUAUCAAGAGGCUAUGGACCUGUAUUUGUCAUCCCAGAUGUGCCGAUCUUUUUUGAUCUCUGCAACCAUGUCAACAUUUGGCUGGUGGCUUGCUUUUUUUGCAAAAGAUCAAAGUGCGGUUUAUUACUUGAACGUUACCCUGCCGAUAGCGUACAAGCAUCGAAGUGAUUAUUUUAUGUAA